Messenger RNA from Passer domesticus (house sparrow), 3647 nucleotides. RefSeq names its product transcription factor COE4-like. The record is from RefSeq and is a predicted model, not a curated record. Gene Ontology annotation, biological process: regulation of transcription by RNA polymerase II. Lineage: Eukaryota; Metazoa; Chordata; Aves; Passeriformes; Passeridae. Gene Ontology annotation, molecular function: DNA-binding transcription factor activity, RNA polymerase II-specific; RNA polymerase II cis-regulatory region sequence-specific DNA binding.
CUGAGCCCCCCGGUCAUGUUCUCGGUGCAGGAGGCGCUGCCCCGGGGGGGGGUCCCCAUGAAGGAGGAGCCGCUGAGCGCGGGGCUCCCCGCCGGCCGCUGGCUGCAGGGCACCGGCAUCCUGGACGCCAGCACGGCGGCGCAGAGCGGGGUGUCGCUGGCCCGCGCUCACUUCGAGAAGCAGCCGCCGGCCAACCUGCGCAAGUCCAACUUCUUCCACUUCGUGCUGGCCAUGUACGACCGCCAGGGCCAGCCCGUGGAGGUGGAGCGCACCUGCUUCAUCGACUUCGUGGAGAAGGAGCGGGAGCAGAACGGGGAGAAAACCAACAACGGGAUCCACUACCGGCUGCAGCUGCUCUACAGCAACGGGCUGAGGACCGAGCAGGAUUUGUACGUCCGCCUCAUUGACUCCAUGUCCAAGCAGGCCAUCAUUUACGAGGGGCAGGACAAGAACCCCGAGAUGUGCCGGGUGCUGCUGACGCACGAGAUCAUGUGCAGCCGCUGCUGUGACAAGAAGAGCUGCGGGAACCGCAACGAGACCCCCUCGGACCCCGUCAUCAUCGACAGGUUUUUCCUCAAGUUUUUCCUCAAGUGCAACCAGAACUGCCUGAAAAACGCCGGGAACCCGCGGGACAUGCGGCGCUUCCAGGUGGUGGUGUCCACCACGGUGCACGUGGACGGCCACGUCCUGGCCGUGUCCGACAACAUGUUCGUCCACAACAACUCCAAGCACGGCCGGCGCGCCCGGCGCCUCGACCCCUCCGAAGCAGCCACCCCCUGCAUCAAGGCCAUCAGCCCCAGCGAGGGCUGGACCACGGGCGGUGCCACCGUCAUCGUCAUCGGGGACAACUUCUUCGAUGGCCUCCAGGUGCUCUUCGGCACCGUGCUGGUGUGGAGCGAGCUCAUCACCCCCCACGCCAUCCGCGUGCAGACCCCCCCCCGCCACAUCCCGGGGGUCGUGGAGGUGACGUUGUCCUACAAGGCCAAGCACUUCUGCAAGGGCGCCCCGGGACGCUUCGUCUACACUGCCCUGAACGAGCCCACCAUCGAUUACGGCUUCCAGCGGCUGCAGAAGGUGAUCCCGCGGCACCCCGGGGACCCCGAGCGCCUGCCCAAGGAGGUGCUGCUGAAGCGCGCGGCUGACCUGGUGGAGGCGCUUUAUGGGGUCCCCCACAGCAACCAGGACGUGCUGCUGAAGCGGGCGGCCGACGUGGCCGAGGCGCUCUACAGUGUCCCCAGGGCCCCCGCGCAUGUCACUGUCCCCUCCUUCGGCGGGGGACAGCUCGGCCUCGCCAUGGGCGACUCCCCGCAGGGCUCCGAACAAGGGUUCUCGCGCAGCCCCGGGACGCCCCCGGCGCGGGGGUUCGGCCCCCCGGGCUCGGCCCCCCAGCAGGGCUUUGCCGGGGCCACCGGGGGCUUCGGCGGGGCCACCAUGGCCGGGCUGGGGGUCCCCGGGUCCCCUCCGAGCUUCCUGAACGGCUCCACAGCCACCUCCCCCUACGCCAUCCUGCCCGCCAGUCCCCCUCUGGGUGCCUCGUCCGUCGCUGUCACCUCGGGCCCGGGCACGGCCACCUCGCCCGGUGGCUUCUCCUUCUCUCCGGUGACGAUGAUCUCGGCCGUGAAGCAGAAGAGCGCCUUCGCCCCCGUGCUGCGGCCACAGGGGUCCCCCCCGCCCGCCUGCGCCAGCGCCCUGCAAGACCCAGCUUUCGAGGACUCGGACAAAUUCCACGCUCCGGCGCGGCCGCUCCAGGGAUUGGCCUAUUCCUAAGGAAGGCGUGUCCAGAGGGGCUCCGGACCCCCCAUCCCGCCGGGACAAGGACUGGGGACAUCCCUGUCCCCUGUGCCCUCCCCUCAGAGCUGGGCGGAGCCGCCACGCGGAGCGGGAUGAGGGGACCCGGCCCCCUGAUGUCCCCACCCCUGGUGGCCCCGGCCUGGCCCGGCUGAGGGGGGACUUGGGGAAAUCCUGGAAUGAGCCAAAAUUCCUGGGUUCGGCUUCGGGAAGAGGCAGAGAGAGCCGGGAAUGGGGCAGAGGAGGGAGCGGGGUGGAGACGCCGGGAUGGGCAGGAGGGGUGGGCCAGGAUGGGAGGGAUGAUCCAAGGUGGGAUGGAUGAUCCAAGGUGGGAUGGAAGCUCUGGAAAAGGAAGGAUGAUCCAGGUGCAACGGGUGAUCCAAGGUAGGAUGGAUGAUCCAGGUGGGAUGGAAACUCCAGGAUGGGUUGGAUGAUCCAGGUGGGAUGGAUGCUCUGGGAUGAGAUGGAUGUUCCAGGUUGGGAUGCGUGAUCCAAGGUGGGAUGGAUGAUCCAGGGUGGGAUAAGAUGCUCCAAGGUUGGAUGGAUGUUCCAAUAUGGGAUGGAUGCUCCGGAAAAGGAUGAUCCGAGGUGGGAUGGAACCUCCAGGAUGGGUUGGGUGAUCCAGGUGGGAUGGAUGAUCCAAGAUGGGAUGGAUGUUCCAAGGUGGAGUGGAUGAUUCAGGAGGGACAGAUGAUCCAGGAUGGGAUGAAAGCUCCGGAAUAGGAUGGAUGAUUCAAGGUGAGAGGGAUUAUCCAAGAUGGGAUGGAUGCUCUGGAAAAGGAAGGAUGAUCCAAGGCAGGAUGAAUACUCCAGAAUGGAAGGGAUGUUCUAGGUUGGAUGGAAGCUCGAAGGUGGGAUGGAAGCUCUGGAAAAGGAUGGAUGAUCCAAAGUGGGAUGGAUGACCCAAAGUGGGAUGGAUGCCCUGGAAUAGGGUGGAUAUUGAGGGUUAGAGGGAUGAUCCAGGAGAAGAUGGAUGCUCCUGGGCAGGGGGGAUGAUCUGGAGUGGGAUGGAUGGAUGGAUGGAUGGAUGGAUGAUGGAUGGAUGGAGGAUGGAUGAUGGAUGGAUGGAUGAUGGAUGGAUGGAUGGAUGAUGGAUGGAUGGAUGAUGGAUGGAUGGAUGGAUGAUGGAUGGAUGGAUGAUGGAUGAUGGAUGGAUGGAUGGAUGGAUGGAUGAUGGAUGGAUGGAUGAUGGAUGAUGGAUGGAUGGAUGAUGGAUGGAUGGAUGGAUGGAUGAUGGAGCCAUGGGUACUCCAAGGCAGGAGGGCUGAUCUGGGGCAGGAUGGACGUGCCCAGGAGAGAUGGAUACUCUAAGGUGGGACAGAUGCUCCGGGUGGGAAUAUCCUGGAUACCCCAGGACAGGACGGAUGCUCCGGUGGGACCCGGCUCCUCCCGCCUUUCCUGGCUCUCUCCCCACUCCAAUCCAGAGCCUCACCCACAAUUCCAGAAUCUGAUCCCAGAUCCCGGAUCUCCGCCUGUCCGGGAUGAGGAUCCUGAUGCCACCCGGGGUGUGGGGACACCGCGGUCCCUGUCCCCUGCCAUUAAUUAUCGCCAUUAUUAUCGAUAUUAAUUAUCAGAUUUAUUUUGACCACAGGGAGGGGGGCGGUCCCUGGGUGUCCCUGUCCCCUCCCCCAGCCGGGAAUUUUGUACAUAAAACGGGAAGAAUUCCCAACAUUCCCCUUUUCCUCCACUCGGGGGUCGCUCGUGUCCCUCCCCUCGUGUCUGUCCCCUCUCGGUGUCACCGCGUGUCCCCCCCACCCCGGGCUGGGGGGGGUGACCUUUGGGGACAAUGUCCCCCCCUUGCGGAGGUGGCGCAGGGCGUGGCCGGGGGCCCGAGUGGGAAUUAAAGACCUCGUGGAAAA